AUGGGCGUAGGCAAACUGAUUAUGGCCGCAGCUGCAUGGCGGUUCGGUCGCGAGCGAUCGCCGCAAAAUAACACUGAGAACGGGCAGAGCGCAUUGCUAGGUUCUGAAUCUCAGCCAUCUCGUCUAGCUGCAGGCAUCUCUAGGCGAUCAUACGGUGCGACUGAGGUCAUCAGCGGACCGCCUGGAAUAUUGGGCAGGACGCAGUCGCACAGCCCGGAGACGUAUUGCAAUGGCGCACUGGCCAGGGUACCGGAGGAUCGCGUUUAUGAAGAUCCAGAUACUUUUGAUGAAGAAGAGUUUUUGGGGGAAAGAGGAAUCUACAUAGGCGAGUCUUCCCAGGCUUACUUCCUCACAAUAUAUUUACGAACGUUCGCAGGAUCUUAUCAGCAGCUCGUGUCGUGGUACACGCUCGUCCCAGUAACAUGUAUCCUAAUCUGGCUCGCACUUGCCUUCCUGCCGCGUCUCCUUUGGCACACUCCUCACCCCUCGAGCCCCACCCCAUUCCCGGAGCUGUUACUUUCCAUCUCAUUAUGGUCCCUCUCACACCUCCUAAGCACACCCAUCUUCACUCUCUCCUCGGCUCUUUUCCGCCUCCCACCUGGGCCUACCACCAUCUUCUCUACCGCCCUCCACGUCCUCCUCCGUAACCUCCUACGUCUCGCCGCGCUUCCUAUUCUCCGCGUUCGGCACUACAUGGACUACCCGCAUCCGAACCCGGCUGACCCAGCGUUCUGGCGUGUGUGGUGGCUCGCGCUCGGGUGGUCUCUGGCAGAAGUCGCGGUGGGCGUCGCCCAGGGGUACGAGCAGAUCGGUCUGUAUCGCAACGCGCUCGUCCCCGCCGCACGCGUGCACGAGCUUGAAGCGCUUACGCGCGCGCAGACAAAGCAGCCGCGCGUCGGAUCAGGUGAGCGUGGCGGGUCUUCCUCUCGUGCGGCGUCUGCACACGACGACUCCGGGAGAGGAGACUCCACAGUCAGAGAGCCUGAGAGGCGUCCUACGAUGCAACGAUGGCCGAGCGAAGCGGAGAUGGUGCUCGAGGUAGAACGCGAUCUAGACACGCUCAUCACGCUCAAAGCGAGGGAGGAGUUGGAAGACAUGUACGGUAUCCCGUUCAUCCAUAUCCCCGUCUUCGUCUCUUGCCUGCUCCGAAUCGCGUCGAUUGCGCUCUCGCUUGGCUUCCUGCUCCUACUCUCUGCGGCCUACCUCAGCGCACCUCUCUCGCGUAGCUCACUCCUCUUUACCGCCUCCUCGCACCCUCCAAUUUUCACGACCAAUGGCGCUUUCUAUGUGACUUUCAGCCUUGUCUUCCUUCUUCACUUCUCAAUUUCACUCCUCCAUACGCCGAUGGCGCUGCCGAAAAUCGGGGUGCAUGUCGUCGCGUACGUUGGAUUCUUGAUCGGGUUGGGGAGCAUCUUCGCCGGGCUCGGGAUGUGGGGUGCGUUGGCGUGA
Heterobasidion irregulare TC 32-1 is the source of this 1449-nucleotide messenger RNA. RefSeq lists its product as uncharacterized. The coding region runs from base 1 to 1449 and encodes 482 amino acids. The record is from RefSeq and is a predicted model, not a curated record. NCBI's taxonomy places the organism in Eukaryota, Fungi, Basidiomycota, Agaricomycetes, Russulales, Bondarzewiaceae. The transcript has 2 exons.